Messenger RNA from Corythoichthys intestinalis (scribbled pipefish), 6895 nucleotides. It is a transcript of the gene tnpo3, whose product is annotated as transportin 3. The record is from RefSeq and is a predicted model, not a curated record. The transcript is spliced from 23 exons. Gene Ontology annotation, cellular component: cytoplasm. Lineage: Eukaryota; Metazoa; Chordata; Actinopteri; Syngnathiformes; Syngnathidae. The coding region runs from base 165 to 2936 and encodes 923 amino acids. Gene Ontology annotation, biological process: protein import into nucleus.
CGACGCCACCGACUCCUCCUGAAAGCAUCUAGCCUCAAACACAGUUGACAUCUAUGUGCGAGAUGGCGCUCGGCGGCGGCGGCGCACGGUCCGUCUAAUUUGGUCUCCAAGCGCAUCGUUUGUCGCCUUUCUUGCGUGUCGACCACCCGCUUCGGAAGCCAACGAUGGAGGGGGGCAAACCGAGUCUGCCGCUCGUCUACCAGGCGGUCCAGGCCCUUCACCACGACCCGGACCCGGCCGGGAAGGAGCGAGCUUCGGUGUGGCUCGGGGAGCUCCAGACAUCGAUGUAUGCGUGGGAGAUCUCCGAUCAGCUGCUGCUGCUCAAACAGGACGUGGAGUCGUGUUACUUUGCCGCUCAGACCAUGAAGAUGAAGAUCCAGACUUCCUUCUACGAGCUUCCGCCCGAUUCCCACAAUGCCCUGCGUGACUCGCUGCUCUCUCACAUCCAGAACCUCAAAGACUUGUCGCCCAUUAUUGUGACGCAACUGGCUUUAGCCAUCGCGGAUCUCGCUCUUCAGAUGGCAUCCUGGAAAGGAUGCGUGCAUACUCUCAUCGAAAAAUACAACGGCGACAUCGGCUCCAUGCCUUUCCUCAUGGAGAUCCUGACCGUGUUGCCCGAAGAAGUCCACAGCCGCUCGCUUCGUAUCGGAGCCAAUCGGAGGACGGAGAUUAUCGAGGAUUUGGCGUAUUACUCUUCCACCGUGGUCACGCUUCUGGGCUCGUGUGUGGAAAAGACGGGUAGUAAUGAGAAGAUGCUCAUGAAAGUUUUUCGUUGUCUGGGGAGCUGGUUCAACCUGGGGGUCUUGGACAGCAACUUCAUGGCUACCAACCAGCUGCUCAUGGUCCUAUUCCAAGUCUUGCAGAGGGACGACACGUCCAGCAACCUCCACGAAGCGGCCGCCGACUGCGUGUGCUCCGCCCUCUAUGCCAUUGAGAAUGUGGAGACCAACGCCACGUUGGCGCUGCAGCUCUUCCGGGGCGUGCUGACGCUGGAGACGGCCUACCACAUGGCCGUGGCCCGCGAGGACCUGGACAAAGUUCUCAACUAUUGCAGAAUCUUCACCGAGCUGUGCGAGACCUUUUUGGAGACGACGGUCAGGACCCCGGGUCAGGGAAUGGGAGACCUGAGGACGCUGGAGCUGCUGUUGAUCUGCGCCGGACACCCCCAGUACGAGGUGGUGGAGAUCUCCUUUAACUUCUGGUACCGGCUGGGUGAAAAUCUCUACAAGAUCAACGACGUGGCCCUUCACACCGUAUUCCGCCCGUACAUUCAGAGACUUCUGCACUGCUUGGCUCGACAUUGUCAGCUGGACCCGGACCACGAAGGAAUUCCCGACGAGACGGACGACUUUGGCGAGUUCAGGAUGAGGGUUUCCGACCUGGUUAAAGACGUGAUUUUUCUCGUAGGCUCAAUGGAAUGCUUCUCCCAGUUGUAUUCCACCCUGAAAGACGGGAACCCUCCUUGGGCGGUGACCGAAGCCGUUCUCUUCAUCAUGGCCGCCAUCGCCAAAAGCGUGGACCCUGAAAACAACCCGACUCUUUUGGAGGUGUUGCAGCAAGUGGUCUUGCUUCCGGAGGCGGUACACGUGGCGGUGCGCUACACCAGCAUCGAGCUGGUCGGAGAGAUGAGCGAGGUCGUCGACCGGAACCCCCGAUUCCUCGACCCGGUGUUGAAUUACCUGAUGAAGGGUCUGAGAGAGAAACCUCUGGCCUCGGCCGCAGCCAAGGCCAUCCAUAACAUCUGCUCCGUGUGCCGAGACCACAUGACUCAGCACUUCCAGGGCCUCCUGGACAUCGCCCGCUCCCUGGAUUCCUUCGCGCUCUCCACGGAGGCCGCCGUCGGGCUGCUUAAAGGAACGGCGCUGGUCCUGGGUCGUCUUCCUCUCGACAAGAUCGCCGAGUGCCUGGGCGACUUGUGCGCCGUUCAGGUCUCCGCCCUUAAAAAGCUUCUGGCCGAAGAAUCGACAAACGGCCGAUCGGCCGAUCCCACCGUCUGGCUGGACAGACUGGCCGUCAUUUUCAGACACACGAACCCCAUCGUGGAGAACGGACAGACGCACCCUUGUCAGAAAGUCAUCCAGGAGAUCUGGCCCGUGCUGUCCGAGACGCUCAACACUCACCAGGCGGACAACCGCAUCGUGGAACGAUGCUGCCGCUGCCUCCGUUUCGCCGUGCGCUGCGUGGGAAAAGGAUCCGCCUCCUUACUCCAGCCGCUGGUCACUCAGAUGGUGAGCGUAUACCGGGUGCACCCGCACUCGUGCUUCUUGUACCUGGGCAGCAUCCUGGUGGACGAGUACGGCAUGGAGGAGGGCUGUCGCCAAGGUCUUCUGGACAUGUUGCAGGCUUUGUGCAUGCCAACCUUCCAGCUUUUGGAGCAAUCCAACGGCCUGGUCAAUCAUCCCGACACCGUGGACGACCUGUUCAGACUGGCGACCAGGUUCGUGCAGCGGAGUCCCGUCACGCUGCUCAGCAGCGGCAUUAUCGUUCACAUCAUCCAGUGCGCCAUCGCCGCCACCUCGCUGGACCACCGAGACGCCAACUGCAGCGUCAUGAAGUUUGUGCGAGACCUCGUUCACACCGGAGUGGCAAACGACCACACGGAGGACUUUGAUCUUCGGAAGCGGCUGAUCGCUCAGGCCAUGGAGCAGCACGGCCAGCAGCUGGUCACGCAGCUCAUGCACUCGUGUUGCUUCUGUUUGCCCGCGUACACGCUGCCCGACAUCGCCGAGGUCUUGUGGGAGGUCAUGACGUUCGACCGGCCGACCUUUUGUCGCUGGUUGGAGAGCGCUCUGAAGGGCUUGCCGAAGGAGACGUCGGGGGGCACGGUCACGGUCACGCACAAGCAGCUGACGGAUUUCCACAAACAAGUCACCAGUGCCGAUGAAUGUAAACAAGUUUGCUGGGCCAUCAGAGAGUUCACCAAACUAUUCCGGUAAAAUGUUUUCGGGAGGUGGAGAGGCGGCGGCCUAAGUCGGGCGGGACCGGGACGGCCGACCGUCCCGGAGGCGGGCGGACCACGCGAGACCGACGGAUCCGGAAGAGCGAGCGAACAGACGCGCCCGCGGCAACGGCGGAUCGGGCCGGACGGGCGGAGUUCACCGAGUGAACAAAAACGGAAUGUACCCGCCGCCUGCUCCGCUUUUUUAAAGAGAAACUUUAUUUUUGGGGAUUUUGGCCAAGGUGUACAGAGAGCCGAAGGAUAUCCCUCGAUACCUGUGGGGGUGGGGGGCGGGGGGGGGGGGGGGGUGCGUCAUCUCAUCUUUUCUAGUUUAUUUUUCUUUUUGUUGAGUUGUUUCGCUGCAAAAAGUGAUGGUGUCAACGCUAGGACGGAAGUGACGUUGCCUUGUUGUAGACAAUAAACGGCCGAUACGACAACAUGUGAAUGUGUUGUUCAAUUUCUGUUUGAGUCACGCUUUCCGCAGUCGGCACCGACUCCGGCGAGGCUGAAACGACGCACGCAAGUGUCGCGGUGCCACGUUGGGCGUCCUUUCUUUUGGCGGUCGCAGGAUGUCGUCCGUCUCCCGUGGACGCUAUCGCAAACGCGUCACCGUCUCCGAUCUAAUACAGAUUAGAAUGCGAUUCGUUCAUUCGGUAUCACGUCAAUUUCUGUGCGGCUGAGAUUUUGUGUGGGUUAUUAUGCCUUUAUUGUACACUACUGUAAAAUAGCACUCUUAUUACCAUCUCGCCUGCCUAAAUUUUUUAUUAGCAACAAGAAUAAAUGGCUUUUAGGAAGAAAGUGUUGAAUGACUUCUUUUUUGCUGCUGUAUUUUUAUGUCAUGGAGCGGGCGGUAGUACCUGGAGAGGAUGUUUGCUUGCAGGCGCUAUAACUGUGAGGAACAGUGGUAAAGUGUUUUGUUGUAGUAGCAGUAAACCUCUCUCUUGGGAAGACGAGACAUGAUCAGCAACUUGUGACAAGUGCGAUGUUCAAAGACCCUACGACGGGGUUCACUAAAUAAGGGCCUCGGUGCCACUUUUCCACCGAAGUCCGGAUUUAGUCAACCCUGCCCUACAAAAUAAAGUGUGUUGAGUUCUGCUGCCUUUUAAUCGUCAUACCAGGCAAAACACGAUAAAUGAUUGGCCUAAUCAAGUUGUGUCUUUUUAGCGUCCUCGUACCUGCAAGGCUUUGUCAAGUAACACGCACCUGAGAAGUCCAUCACUGAGGUAUGCUAUUUGAGCAAUGUCCGUUCAUCGUACCUGUACAGAUGCCUACUCUAUAGGACUAAAAACCUUAAAGGAUUUGGACAUCUUUUGUGAGAGUCAAGCGGAAGUACCUCUCCCCGGCUCCUCGAUCACGUCUUUUUUUCAACAUUUCAGCGACGAAAGCUUUAAAGGCCUAGGAGGAGACAACCUUGGUUUGUCAAAGACGCAAGUGGACUCUUACUGGCUUUUGUAAUUCUCAAAUUACACGCAAUUCAGAUAUAGGAGGGCAAAACAAACUGCCUGCUCGUUGAAGUGCGACCUGGUUUUUUUGCUUGCCUGUCAUAAGACAGGCUGUCUAUUCAUGCCAAUUUGAUACAUUUCCUACUAGAUCUGUAUAACUCCUAGCCUGUUUUUGCAAUUACUGAUUAUAUCACUGAUUGGGGAAAGAUUGUGAUAAAUCAUGCCAAAGACCUACCACUCUUCCCAUUGUGAAGGGUCGAGCUGCCAACCAGCUUCAUAACAAAGGUCUGCUGUGCCGGGUAAAUUCAUCAUUCAUAAGUUCAUCCUCCCCGAUUUCGGGAGCGCAAGCACUGGUCUUACUUUCAGCAAAGGUUGCAGAAGCUAUAUUUGCGCAGUCGCAUUGAAGUUUAAAUGUGUACGUGCCAGUUUUAAAUAUGAGAAGGUUGUUGUAAGUGCUGUGUGAUGCAGCCUCAUCAAUUCGUGACCCCAUACUCGCUCACAUGCUCCUGUGCAGCUUCUGAAUCUACCACAUUCGAGCAGUCAAUAUAUCAAGUCCAAAUUGUGUACCGUAGGAGCAGUAAAGAAAAAAACGUAUAGUGCUGUGAUUUUUAAAUCAGCAGAGUAGAGCAGUGAUUUAAAAAAAAAAAGUCAUCCUGAUGUUUGCAUUGUCCAUGUUAGUCAUUUUUAAGUUUCUCAGUGGCGCAUGUUAAGUCAAUUGUGAUAUUGCAAUGGAAUGUUUUCCUUGGCACCCUAACCCUUGUGUUAGAAAUAUGCGGCACGUUUGUUAGUGAAUUAACUUGGCCUUGAAAUACUAACCCUUUGCAGUAUAUCAUUUUUGGGUAUGUCAAAAGUACCAUUGAUUUUUGCAUACGAAAAUUUGAGUACGCAUCAAUUCUGACUCCAACACAAUACGGGGGCUAAAGUACACUUGGCGAAGAUGGUGUAGAAGAUGAUGCUGUCCCGAGUUGAGUCUUAAAAAAAAAAAAAAAAAUCAGUUCAAAGCAUGCAGUGGUGAAAAUCACCAAAUGAAAAUCUAACCCUAAAACAUUCAAGAGCCAUGUUUGUGUAAUGCAGUGCUUCUCAAUUAUUUUCUGUUACGCCCCCCCAAGCAAGAAGUAAAUGUUUCGCGCCCCCCCAAACUCUCCGCCGCCACUGUAAAUAGUAUUAUUCGUCUAUAAAAUUACUAUUAUAAAUACGCAUCUGCCUAACAUUGUGUCCUUUUUUUCUAAUAAAAAAAGUAACAGAUCAACUUAUGAUAAAGUAUAACUUUAUUAACAUUGUUUUGUUUGUAACAGAGAAGACUUGACGUGCAUCAAUUUGCCUGAAUAAAAAAAAAGGUCACAUUCAAACUGUAAAAAUACACUCAAGGUAUUUUUGACCAUUUGAUACAGAAAAAUAAAAUGUAAUAAAAUCCGUAAAUAAUAACAAAUUCAAAUUGAUUAGAAACAUUUACUCAUGAGGACAAUAUGCCAAAAAAUUUGACCGAAAAAACAAAAAUGAAUAAAGGAAAAAAAGAGUGUCCUUGGACAGAAGGACAGUUUUUAUUUUUGCUGCUCACACUCAGUAUUACCUCCUUUGCAGUGGUGUGGAGUCAUUUUGCAAUGAGCAUGCUAACAAUGCUCACUGGUUUACUGAUAUAACACUGACAAAGCAGGACUAUUGUUAGCAAUAUUCGGCACGUUUUCGCUGAAAAACAAUCAAGCGGCUUAUCAAUGAGAUUGGGGUCGAAUGUCUUUAAGUGGCGUCUUAAUUGAUUUGGCUUCUGGCUGUCCGCUAUAAUUAUUUUCAGACACAGUAAACAGUAGUCUUUCCUCAUCACCCCACUGUAUUAAAAGUCAAAGCUAAAAGGCAAACGGCACGAAAAAAGCGCAUUCUCGGCGGCCGAGGUAGAACCGUAGGUGAGGGCGGUCGUCGUGACGAUCCCAAGCCGAAAAUGGCACUUCUCGGGCGGCGACGUGAGAACCGGACAAGACAGUGGAUCGCUGCGUGAGUGAGUUCGGUCGGAAAACAGCGUUCGAAAACGGUGGCGGCGCACUGCUCUUCAUAUCUGUUUUCUGUGUGCUGAGUGCUCUUCCUUAGUUCAAAAAUACUGCACGCACUCUGAAAAUGAGAGCGCCACUGCCACCCACUGAGUGGAUGUGCAAGUACACUUUAUUCCAGUCCGGCAAAAAAAAGAAAAAAGCAUGUUCCCCGAGGACACAUGCGCCCCCCCUGGCAUCGCUCUGCGCCCCCCCAGGGGGGCGCGCCCCACUAUUUGAGAAGUACUGGUGUAAUGGCACAGGACUCCUACACCCCUGAGACAGCACUAGGACACCAAAUGCAGCUUUUCGUUCAAGGUUUAUUGACAAUAUUGGGGGGGUGUUAGAAAUACAUAAAGGGGGUUGGCCCGAGCUGGGAUCGUCUCAUGGUUGGGGCUCCAGGCUGCAUGUGGUGGGGCUCCUCCAGGAGGACGAGCAAAUGGCACUACUCAAUAAAACAUACAAUAGUCACUGCAAUAUAAAAACACAGUAAUAUC